UAGCCUCCGGAGCAGCGGAGGAUAGAGCUUUUUCUGCGGAGGGAACCGGCUUUUCAGGAACUCCUAGCGCGAUGUGGCAAUUCUUUUUGCCGACUCGGACGUUCCAGGCCACCCCGCGCGGGAGAGGAUGGCUCAUAAACUGUUUUAGCCGCGCGGAGGAGUCUUUCCAGUAAGCAGCCUCGGCCGGUCGAGGGGAGGACGGUGUGAAGAAGGGCUCCGAUGGAUGAGAACCGCUGCAGCGACUCUGAGCCCCAGCUUUCCCCGCUCACCUUCAAGGUCUACAAGCGGCGCUGGUUUAUCCUGACGGUCGUCUGCCUGGUGAAUUGCUCCAAUGCGAUGCUAUGGCUGACAUUUGCUCCAGUGGCUGACAUAACAGCUCAGCGAUUCCAUACUUCAUUGGAUAUGGUCAACUGGCUCUCCACUGUGUUCCCUGUGAUAUCAGUUCCUGUGGGCUUUGCAGCAAUAUGGAUUUUGGACACCAUCGGACUUAGAUGUGCUGUGCUGCUCUCUGCCUGGCUCAAUAUGUUGGGCAGCGUCAUUCGUGUUUUCAGCGUUGUUGAUGGCAUGAGCUUGGGCUCCCUAAACUACAUCUACCUGCUCGUAGGCCAGUGCCUCUGUGCCGGGGCCCAGCCACUCAUCAUCUUUGCACCAACUAAGCUAGCGGCCUUAUGGUUCCCUGAAGACCAACGAACCACAGCCAAUACGAUUGCCUCUAUGUCCAAUCCAUUGGGCAUGCUCAUAGCUAACCUAUUGUCACCUGCACUUGCUCCAGGAGAGAAAGAUAUUCAUUUACUGAUUGGAGUGUAUGCAGCUCCUGCUAUCCUUGGCUGCAUCUUGGCCACCUUCGGGGUUUGCAGUGGUGUUCCCCCAACUCCACCUUCAGCAACUGCCGAUCGUUCAAGUUCACCAACUUUCUGUGAAGGUUUGAAAAUGCUUAUCCGAAAUAAGCCUUACGUCAUCCUGUCCCUCUGCUUUGGCACGGGGAUAGCACUGUUCAUUUGUCUCAGUGCUCUGUUGGAACAGGUCCUGUGUGUCAAUGGAUAUUCAAAUUUUUUUGCAGGUUUGACUGGAGCCUUGCUCAUUUUAUUUGGACUCUUCGGUGCCUUCUUCCUUGGGCUAUAUGUAGAUAGGACAAAGAAAUUUACAGAAACUACCAAGAUCAGUUUUAUUCUAUCAGCUUUGUUUUUCAUUGCAUUUAUAUUGGUAUGUCAGAUGAGAAACCAAACAUAUGCUGUGGCAAUAGGCAGCAGUCUUUUGGGGUUAUUUGGAUUUUCUGUCUAUCCCAUUGCGAUGGAACUAAACGUUGAAUGCUCUUACCCUGUAGGAGAAGGAAUGUCAUCAGGGAUCAUUUUUGUGAUCAGCCAGAUCCUAGCAGUUCUCUUCAUACUUCUGUUCCAAAGCUUGGCUGUGGAAAAAAAGGAUGCCCCGUUCUCGACAUGUGCUCCAUCCCUAGGUCCACCAAUGGAUUGGACAACUUCAACACUAACGAUGGCUGGAAUCAGCACUGUAACAGCCUGUUUCUUUAUCAUUACCUUUCACACUAAUUACAAGCGGAUCUCUGCAGAAAGAUCUCAAAGCUACUCCACCAACAAAACAGAAGAUGAAGAUAUUGUAGUAACAGCAUGAGAUAAAAUAUUUCCAGAUGAACUCUGGACCUAAACUCUAGACUCAUGUGCCUAAAAAUCAGUUGACACAUCAGACACCUCAAGUGCCUGAUUAACUUAAUAAAUUAUAACUUUGUGAUAA
Candoia aspera is the source of this 1746-nucleotide messenger RNA. RefSeq names its product solute carrier family 49 member 3 (gene SLC49A3). NCBI's taxonomy places the organism in Eukaryota, Metazoa, Chordata, Lepidosauria, Squamata, Candoiidae. Gene Ontology annotation, molecular function: transmembrane transporter activity. Gene Ontology annotation, biological process: transmembrane transport. Bases 220 to 1626 code for a protein of 468 amino acids. The record is from RefSeq and is a predicted model, not a curated record. The transcript has 10 exons. Gene Ontology annotation, cellular component: membrane.